This is a messenger RNA of Closterium sp. Yama58-4, 1542 nucleotides long. The record is from the annotation of a GenBank genome assembly. NCBI's taxonomy places the organism in Eukaryota, Viridiplantae, Streptophyta, Zygnematophyceae, Desmidiales, Closteriaceae.
AUGAACGGAGGAGGGAUUAAAGUGCUGGGCAGCCCAGUUGGGAGUGAUGACUUCUGCACAGACCAGGUCCGGGCAGCACUGGCCGACGCGGCUUCACCACUCCUGCUCAUCUCACAGCUACACCCGCAGCACGCCCUGCUCAUGGUUUCACGAAGCAUCUCCCGGCGGAUCUCUUACCUGCUGCGGACCGCGCCGGCGUCAACUCUCAGCACGAGGGAAUGGAGGGAGUGGAGUGAGGCUCUGCUCGGCUCGGCCCUCACGGCUGCAAAACUGAGGAUACCCACGUCUGAGCUGGAACGGAGCCUGCUGUGGCGACAAGGAAUGCUCCCCAUCCGAAUGGGGGGCCUAGGGGUGAUCGACCCCACCUCUGAAGCACCUGCGGCCUACCUGGCCUCCGUCACAGCGGCGCUUACACUCCUGUCUAACCUGGACCUGCUGGCGGACUGCCUCCUCAGCCGGGCGCUACUGCUGCUCUCCCACGACUGGACCCCCCAACCGCCAGGAACCAACCCCAGAGCGGCCGUGGAGGAAGGCCUUCCCACGGAGGCUCGAGCCACCCUAGCACAGUUCAGGUGGGGGGCGACGGGCUCGGGGAACCUUCAGCUAGGAAUCUCCAAGGCCAUCAACCAGCGGCGGGCAGUGGAGCUGCUAGCAGACACACUUCAGGACCGGCCGGGGGUGGAUAGGGGCCAUGCUAUCCGCCUCAUAAGUCUCAAGGGGGAGAGGGCUGGGGACUGGCUCCACGCCAUACCAACGAGGGGUGACCUUACACUCUCACCCGGUCAGUUCUCGUUGGCUCUUGGCCUGCGGCUGGGGAUGGAGCUGCCGGUCGCUGAGGUGUGCCCCUGCAAGCGAGAUAACUCAAGCAUCUCUGACAAAAGUCUCCCGAACCAUCUGCUGCGGUGUGGGGAUGGGGGGGAUGCCGUGAGGACUCACAAUGCCCUGGUUUAUGCAGCUGUACGGAUGGCCACUGGUGCAGGAUACAAGAUUUUCCAUGAAUCAGCAGCUUUCUCCCCAUCGGUCCUCCGCAAGCGCGCGGACCUAGCAAUCCGAGAUCAGGAGUCGGGGGAAACAUGGGUGACGGAUGUCACGGUCACAGAUCCAGUUCUACAACGCCGGGAUACAAGGGCGCGCAAGCCGCCGGGGUGGGCGGCAGAGGAAGCAUCAGAGGGGAAACACAGGCUCUACGAGGGCCGGCCUAGCUAUGCCGGUUUCUUUGGGCUGGCGGUAGAGACGUACGGAGCCAUGGCCAAGGACACGGUGCAGUUCCUCCGAAUGCUUGCUACACAUGCGGCCAAGAAGAAAUACCGGCAGGGACGCCUCACCACCACCGCAGCCCGUCUAAAUGCACACUUCAGGCAGCAGUGGUCUGUGAUGCUCCAGCGCAGUCAGGCGAUCUCCCUCCUCUCCAAGUCUAACCGAGCAGCAGAGGCGGCCUUCCCACAGACGGCGGCUGACCCAUGGGCACCCCGCCUGGGGGACCUCUGGCAGACUCUGGAGGGUGAGUACGAGGAGCGGCACGCCCCAGCCAGGGCGGCCUAA